Messenger RNA from Oncorhynchus nerka (sockeye salmon), 2721 nucleotides. Its product is annotated as tetraspanin-18B-like. Lineage: Eukaryota; Metazoa; Chordata; Actinopteri; Salmoniformes; Salmonidae. The coding region runs from base 580 to 1356 and encodes 258 amino acids. The transcript has 9 exons. Gene Ontology annotation, cellular component: plasma membrane. The record is from RefSeq and is a predicted model, not a curated record.
AUCACUGAAGCUGGAGUCUUACAUCUCCCUCACUAACUUUAAGUAUCAGCUGUCAGAGCAGCUUGCCGAUCACUGCAUCUGUUCACAGCCCAUCUGUAAGUAGCCCACCCAACUACCUCAUCCCCAUAUUGUUAUUUAUUUAUUGCUCCUUUGCACCACAGUAUCUCUACUUGCACAUCACCUUCUGCACAUCUAUCACUCCAGUGUUUAAUUACUAAAUUGUAAUUAUUUCGCCACUAUUGCCUAUUUAUUGCCUCACCUCCCUAAUCUUACUACAUUUGCACACACUGUAUAUAGACUUUUCUAUUGUGUUAUUGACUGUAUGUUUGUUUAUCCCAUGUGUAACUCUGUGUUGUUGUUUGUGUCGCACUGCUUUGCUUUAUCUUGGACAGGUCGCAGUUGUAAAUGAGAACUUGUUCUCAACUGGCCUACCUGGUUAAAUAAAGGUGUUCUCAACUGGCCUACCUGGUUAAAGAAAGGUGUUCUCAACUGGCCUCCCUGGUUAAAUAAAGCUAAAGGAGAGGAGGGGGAAACGGAAGAGAAGCCGUCGCCUGAACCAAGACGCAUCAACAGAGACUCAUGGGGUUAGGGGAGGCUUCAGCGAGAGGAACAGCCAUGGACGGAGACUGUCUGAGCUGUAUCAAAUACCUCAUGUUCGUCUUCAACUUCCUCAUCUUCCUGGGAGGCUCCUUCCUCCUGGGUGUAGGGGUGUGGGUGCUGGUGGAUCCUACAGGCUUCAGGGAGAUCAUUACAGCCAACCCUCUGCUCUUCACUGGGGUCUACAUCAUCCUGGCCAUGGGGGCAAUGCUCUUCCUCCUGGGAUUCCUGGGCUGCUGCGGAGCCAUCCGGGAGAACAAGUGUCUGCUCCUCUUUUUCUUCAUGCUCAUCCUGGUUAUAUUUCUGGCAGAGUUGGCUGCAGCCAUCUUGGCCUUCAUAUUCCGGGAGCAUCUGACCAGAGAGUUCUUCACUAAGGAGCUGAAGAGACACUACCAGGGAUACAACAACACUGAUGUCUUCACCGGAACCUGGAACGCCGUCAUGAACAGCUUUGACUGCUGUGGAGUGAACAGCCCAGAGGACUUUGAGGAGAGCCUGUUCCGGUUGAUCAACCCCAACGAGAUGGUCCCCGCAGCCUGCUGCAGGAGGGGCGGCCAACCAGGAGACUCGGUAUACGUCAACCAGGACGAGUGUCUAAUGGGGAAAAUGCUCUUCCGAAACAACAAGGGUUGUUACUCUGCUGUGGUUGACUACUUUGAGCUCUAUAUAUACGUGGCCGGAGCUCUGGCCAUCGUGGUGCUCACCAUUGAGCUGUUCGCCAUGGUGUUUGCCAUGUGCCUGUUCAGAGGGAUCCAGUAGGAUCCUGACUGCUGCCUGACUGCUGUAGCCGCGCGGAUGGGAGCUAGAAAAGGGAAAUCAGGAGGGGGCGAAAAAAGAGAAAAAUUAACACUUACAAAUGUGUUGUUCUUUUUGUAUCUGCAAAACAAUUUGGUUAGAAAACAAACAAACAAACAACAACCACAACAACUACAACAACCACAACCACAACUACAACAACAACUACAACAACAACUACCACAACAACAACAACUACAACAACAACUACAACAACAACCACAACAACAACAACAACUACAACCACAACAACCACAACAACAACAACCACAACAACAACAACUACAACAACAACUACAACAACAACCACAACAACAACAACAACUACAACCACAACAACCACAACAACAACAACCACAACAACUACAACAACAACUACCACAACAACAACCACAACAACAACUACCACAACAACAACAACUACAACAACUACAACCACAACAACUACAACAACAACCACAACAACCACAACAACAACAACAACAACCACAACAACAACAUCAACAUCUCGUACUUCUCAGCUGGACUUUUGAGGUACAGGGUGAGGAUUAAAAGAACAGGAUAGAGAGAGCAAAGAGACAAGAACAACAAGAAAACAACAACAUGUAAAGUGAUUUGUGUGUAAACAGUGAAACAGGUGUUUGGUGGACCAGGUCUAAAGGAAGGCUUGGUGAAGGAGAGGACCCGGUUGAAACCUGCCUGGCAGCGAAAGUAGCCUGAGUCCCGGAUCUGUUUGUGCUGUCUCGCUAGCUAACUGGGACUCAGGCUAAAGCAGAAGGAAUUACACUGAUUUUUGGAUGAAGAAUAUUUAUACCUACUGAGUAAAAAGUUGGCUUGACUGUAAUAUAGAAAUAUGUGUUGUACACUUUGGCUGUUUCUGUUCCACUUCCUCCGCUCUACCCCUCCGCUCUUCCAUCUAUUUCUACCACACUCCCUCCUCUCUACCCCUCCGCUCUUCCAUCUAUUUCUACCGCACUCCCUCCUCUCUACCCCGCCGCUCUUCCAUCUAUUUCUACCGCACUCCCUCCUCUCUACCCCUAAACAUCUUAUUGUUAGAGCCACACCUCUUUAAUGUUGUACAAAGGCCUGUCUAUAGUGUGUGUGUGUGUGUGUGUGUGUGUGUGUGUGUGUGUGUGUGUGUGUGUGCAUGCGUGCGUGCGUCCUGCCUGCAUGUAGCCCCUUUUUGAAAGCCAACUUCUGAUAUUUUUGUUUUAUUUUGUAUUGUGACGUUCAUUGCAGUAGUGGUUUAGGUGACAAUAAAUGUAUGUAUGUGUGCAUUUGUAUUGAAAAAAAAAAAUUAUGACAUUAAAAAUGGCAUUAUAAAAAAGA